Rhodofomes roseus is the source of this 2004-nucleotide messenger RNA. Its product is annotated as amino acid/polyamine transporter I. The coding region runs from base 66 to 1676 and encodes 536 amino acids. The record is from RefSeq and is a predicted model, not a curated record. Gene Ontology annotation, biological process: transmembrane transport; amino acid transport. Gene Ontology annotation, cellular component: membrane. Gene Ontology annotation, molecular function: transmembrane transporter activity. Lineage: Eukaryota; Fungi; Basidiomycota; Agaricomycetes; Polyporales; Fomitopsidaceae. The transcript has 17 exons.
CCCAUCGUGUUGGCAAGCCCUUCUGACCACCUUGUUCGUGAGCAACGGUGACAGCCGAGUCGACGAUGGCCAUCUCAACAUAUGACCAAGCUACGUCAGACGCGAUUGAACUUGCCAGGCUCGGGUAUAAGCAGGAAUUCAAGCGCGCUUUCUCUCCACUGCAUGUCUUUGGACUCGUUUUCAGCAUAUUUGGGUUAUUCUCUUCGAUCUCAUCAGUUCUCGUAUAUGCACUUCCCUACGGAGGGCCCGUGGCUAUGGUCUGGGGCUGGGGGGUAUGCAGUUUCUUUCUCCUGCUAGUAACGAUGUCACUCGCCGAACUCGGCUCGGCUGCACCUACCUCUGGAGGCCUGUACUACUGGUCAUUCAAGUUUGCAUCACCUCGAUGGCGUAGACUGAUAUCAUGGAUCGUCGGGUAUUCCAACACGAUCGGUCUCGUCGCUGGUGUCGCGUCGACAGAAUGGGGAUGCGCCGUUCAGUUGAUGGCGGCUGUCAGCAUCGGGUCCGGGCAGACAUGGUCCGCAACGACAGGACAAACAUAUGCCGUCUUUUUGCUACUACUGUUCCUGCAUGCUGCUACGACCUCCCUAUCCACUUCAAUCAUCGCGCACCUUCAGACCGUCUACGUCGUUUUGAACAUCGUACUCUGCCUCGCGAUAAUCAUCGCCUUGCCUAUCGCGACUCCCGCGGAGUUCAAGAACAGUGCCAGCUACGCAUUCACCGGGUUCGUCAAUUACAGUGGCUGGACGGACGGUUUCGCCUUCGUUCUGAGCUUCCUGGCGCCGUUAUGGACGAUAUCUGGUUUCGAUUCGGCUCUCCAUAUUAGCGAGGAAACCCACAAUGCUCGCUUCGCAGUGCCCCUCGGACUCGUUGGUGCAACAGCCCUCGCCGGUGUGAUGGGAUGGGCAAUCAAUGUUGUGCUCGCGUUCAACAUGGGAAAGGACAUCGAUGGGCUUCUGGACAGCCCAAUUGGACAGCCGAUGGCAGCAAUACUGCUGAAUAGCCUCGGACAGAAGGGAAUGCUGGCGAUAUGGUCCAUUGUCGUAGCGGUGCAGUAUAUGGUGGGCACGAGCUGCCUCGUUGCCUCUUCUCGCCAGACAUUUGCCUUCGCGCGCGACGGCGGUCUACCCUUCUCGCGCUUCCUCUACCGAGUCCAUCCUCGCACUCAAACUCCGAUAACGUGCGCCUUCGCGGUGGCAUUCAGCUCCGCGUUGCUUGGAUUGCUGGCCUUCGCUGGUGAUGCAGCCACAUCUGCUCUGUUUGAGCUGGGUGUUGUUGGACUCUACAUCGCGUACAUCGUCCCGAUCGCGUGCCGAUUCGCGGGAGGAAAGGCAUGGGUACCCGGUCCGUUCAAUCUCGGCAAACUGGGCCUCCCUGUAGCAGCUGUCGCGCUCCUCUGGAUGAUUUUCAGCAUCAUCAUCCUGAUCUUCCCCUCAUCCCCUGCCCCGGAUGCUCCGAACAUGAAUUACACGGUUGUCGUGCUCGCUGCGUGGCUUGCGCUCUGCUUGGGAUACUACUACAUGCCGGUCUACGGCGGCGUAUACUGGUUCAAGGGCCCUAUUGCUAAUGUCGACGUUGACGAAGGAAAGCAGGCCGAGAGUGAAGAUCUCGGGAAGGAAGGGAUACGCGCGAGCACGAGCAGCGUAGACGAGAAGUCCGAGGCGGUAACGGUAUUUUGAACGACUCUGUCAAUUCUGUCAACACGGGUUUACAGUCUCUGUCACGUUGAGACUCCCACAAGUCUAGAAAGAGUAGCACCUGAUGCUAGGUAGUAUGGUGAAUACUCGAAGCAUGUUGGCUACAGUGCGAUGCGGUUUACCGCCCAUACAAGUCCACACGGUAGAGGGUGCCUCGAGGAUCGCUGCUUCUCGGAAUAGCUAUGACCUCUACGGAUCCGCGCGUCCGAGACUCAAAUCCAGUGGCAGGAGUGACUCGUUAUCUUGGAGCAGGCUCAUGUUAGACCAGCUCUAAUUAUGGCCGGGUUCUUGGUUAUCGAUGUGCGUACAC